This is a messenger RNA of Caenorhabditis auriculariae, 7654 nucleotides long. The record is from the annotation of a GenBank genome assembly. NCBI's taxonomy places the organism in Eukaryota, Metazoa, Nematoda, Chromadorea, Rhabditida, Rhabditidae.
AUGGCCGAGCAAAAUGAGGACGUGGCCAUCGAAGGAAUGGAGAUCAAUAUCGAUGUCAACGUUCCGAACAAUUUGAACCCUCCGAAUCCAGCUCCCAACAAUGAGGGUCAAAAUAUACAACAAGCACGGGCACAGGCAAGUAUCAGACCUUUAGAAUUUAUUCAUAAAUUUUUCACUUUCCAGGGUGCCAACGCGAACAAUCAAUUUGGCAACGUCCGCGACCGUUUAUUUCAUGCGAUGGUUAUACGAAUAGCGUUACAAUAUAACGAACACAUGAGUAUAACAGCGCGACGCGUUAUUGAAUUUUCUGUUUUAAAUAUUGUGAGUUCCGCACGUUACAAUUUUUGUCGAGUAUGUGAACAAUCUUUAGGCCCUUUUAUUAUUGACUUCAUUAUUAUUUGUACAUUUAACUUUUGCGCGAUCAACGCCAACUUGUUUAACUGAAGUGCCGGUCGCAGCUUUUAAAGAUGGUUGGUUAAGAAAAAAGGAAGUUGCAGAGUUCAUUUGCAGGUGUUAUUCGGGUCGAAAUUGUUCGUAACUUGAAGCUGUUAAAUUUUCGAGACGAGUUUGUCAAGCAAUACAGUGAGUGAACUUUUUUUCCGAGGCUAAGAAACUUUUUUGAUUCUUUUUUUCAAAGUUUAAAGAAGGUUUCUAUUCAGUAUCGGAGAAAUCGAAACGGUCUUGUUUCUUCUCCCUACGCGACGUGUUUCUGUACGGACCUCGGGUAAUUCCGGCAGAAAUCCGAGCGAGAGGCGCCCACGGCAAAUCUCUGUUCCCCAUUCAUGCCAAACAUCCCAAGGUUGGCGAAAAUUCGACCUUGAUUCUGAAAUUACCAAUAAGCUAUUUGAGAAAUCCUCGCUACCAACUCAGACGGGCGUCUUGAGUUUCUUCCUCCGUUCGCCCUCGUUCCUGUCUCAGACGGACGACGAGGCGGCGGAGGCCGAAGAAGUCGACGUCUCCGUCGCUUCGGAUCCCAUCGAAGUCGAGGCCAACCUUGCGUUCCGCGAACACGUUCAACAGAAGUUUUGUGAGUUACGAGUUCAAACUAAAAAUUUUCACUAGAAAACAAAUUUGAAAAAAAUAUGGCUAUCAAAAGAAAAAGUCGACGAGGAUUCUGUUUCGCUUUUCGUUUUGAUUAUUAAAAAAUUAAUUGAAAGCUAUGAAAAUAAGUUCUUUCGAUUUUAAGUGUUAUGAACAGAUUAGGAAAACAUUUGGAGAGCAAAACUAUUAAAAAAACUUAAUCAAAAACAUAAUAAAAGGAUGAUUUUUCUUGGGAAAAUCUUAUUUUUCAAAAAAAGCUGUACUCCUUUAGAGUUGCUUUGCGGUUAAUGAGACAACAGGAAUUGCCUUGAAGCCCUUCAAAAUAGAUGGAAUGAAUCUUUUUUCGAACAACAUGAUGGGAAACUUUGAUUUCAAGAAAAUGUUUGCUUAUUUCUCCCUUUUUUCAUCUUAAUUUUCGUGGUUUUGAAUUUUUGUUCUAAUCUGCCAAUUAUUGUGCAUUAAUUUCAUCUUUCAGUGGAGACCGAAGACAGUUUCGAAUUUGUCUACCGCGUCGAGUACGCCGUCCUCUACGGAGUCCUGCGACUGCCGCCAAAGUUUCGCGAAGAGCACGGCAUCAAAACGUAUCUUCUACGGGUUUCGUGCAUUUCGCGGAAGUUCUGAAUCGACGCGAACUUCAGAUCGAUGCCAACGACAAAUGCUUCGGAGACGCGUUGACGAGGAGGCUGAUGCGCAGCUUCAUCGGAUACGAAGACGCCAUCGUCAACAGCUUGAGGGCGCUCGCCUUGAAUGCCUCUGUCAAUCGUUCGUUUCAAUUCCAUUUCUGAUUUUCUCAUAUUUUGAGUGACUCUAUUCUCUUAGUUUGGUCGAAUUUUGAAUGUCAAGUUCGAUGACGUCAUUAAAAGUUCCUCUCUGGAGUUCUUGCUGGUUCAUCGCGCCGUUAGGGGCGGAGCUUGAGCGACGGCUUGACAUUCCAAUAUGAACAGACUAUAAUCGAAAGACAUUUAAAAUAUUUUUUCGCGAUCUUUUACACGUUCUAAGCUUCAUCAACUGCACUUUACUGAGAGAAAACUUUAUUCGAUACCUUUGUGAAAAAUUUUGAGAUCAAUCGCAUCUGAAGCUGUGAAGUGUUCCAAAUCUAGGAAUUUCACUCUAGGAUAUAUAUUCAUACCUUUUUACUUAUUAUUAUUCACUUCCAAACUAAUUUUGGAGCUCAUUUCAGAAUUUUUUUUUCGAAAAUCGAAAGAACGUAAUUUUUCUGUAAGGAACUGUUUGAUAUGAUGUUUUCUUUGAAAAACUAUGUGCUUUUCUGAGAACUUGAGAAAGAAUAGAAUGAUCAUAUCAACUAUCGAACUCCACGAUUAGCGAUUGGAAUAUAGUUUGAAUAUUUCUUUUACAUUGGACUGUAGAUAUCAUUUGAACGAAGAUGAAAUUUUCAGCGGGGAGCACGAGUAUGGGCUAUCUACACGACCUGCAAACCCACGAACAUUAUCACUUCGUCUCGAAUAUGAUGGGCAAAGUGAGCUACCUGACGGCGGCUGUUCUCAUGCUCACAUUUGUAAGUUUCCCAAGGAACGAUUUAGAUGUGAUUCAUGAAUAGAAUCAUCUGAAAAUAAACUGAGGAAAUUUCGCUGAUUCGAUCAUUUCGAAGUUUUUUUUUGUUUCAAGGUUUAUUAUGUAAAAUAGGAAGAUACCUCGAUCUUGAACUUAUUCAUCGUAGAAAAUAAGUUUUAAAAUUACGUUCAAUUGAUCAUUUAUAGGACUUUUUUGAAUAUCAUCCGAGUGUUAUUUCUCUUUAGAAUAAACGAAAAUCGGGGAAAUCAAAUGGAGCCCAUUCAAUUUACAAAUUUUUUCGUAGACGUUCGCCAUCUCGAUGUUGCUCCGUUUUUCCCAUCACCAGAUAUUCGUCUUCAUCGUCGACCUCCUUCACAUGUUCGAGCUCCAGGAGCCGCUUUUCUUUCCCGUUGCUCCAAUUUUCACUGUCAUUUUGGCUCUUGUCGGUUCGUCAUUGCUUUUGAUUGGGCUUUUUCCGAAGAAAAUGUUCCGAAAAGGACUUUUAUAAACGCUGUAGGAAUGGAAGCGAUCAUGUCGGAGGUGUUCAACGAUACAACCACCGCCUUUUAUGUGAUUUUGAUCGUUUGGCUGGCGGAUCAGUACGACGCCAUCUGCUGUCACUGUCCCAUCAGCAAGCGAUAUUGGCUCAGGUUCUCUUCUUAUAUCUUUUUUUGAAAGUAGAGAAAAGGUUAUUUUGAACCAUUCAGAACAUCAGAGCAGAAUUCCCAUUUGAAAUAAUUUAAAAGGGAACUGUUUUAAUGCAUCCAAAUACUAUAUGGUAUUGAAAAAAGGGAUUCAUAACAAAAAAGCAGACUGGGAGGCUCUUUUAUUAGAUUGGAUAGAAUGACCAGAUAAAUUUUUUUUUUCUUUGUGAACGUCUUUUUUCAGGUUUUUCUACAUGUACCAGUUCUUUUUCUACGCGUAUCAAUACCGGUUUGGUGGACAAUACGGGGGCCUGGCGCUCAUCACAUCGGCCACCUUUAUUUUGGUAUCUUUUGGGCUUUUUCGUAGAGAAUAUGCGUGAGAGUUGAGUACACGAAACUUUGAACUGAAAGCAAAAAAAUCGCCCAGAAUACUCUGUGAUGCAUCACAUAAUCUCUGAAAUUAUCGAUCUGCAAACAUUUCUAGUUUUUGAGAGAGAGAGGCUAUCUCAAAGUCUUUAAUCUUCAUUAAAACAAGCUAUUUUGAAUGUAGAACAGAAGGCGUAGUGAAGAUACAUUACAUUAUCAAAAAAAAAUAAAAGAAUGGAAGAAAGUCAAUUACGGGAAACAGUCUCAUAGGUAAAACAACAAGUAAUCGACGCGGCGAAAUACAAUACAGUAUGACUUUAGUGCAAUAGGGCAACUCAGACGUAUUUCCAAUCAUUGGGAUAUCGCAGCACCUAUACUUUUUCUUGCAGCAUUCGAUGAUUUACUUCUUCCAUCACUACGAAAUGCCGCUGAUCUUGUAUCAAGACCGUGUGCAGCACGUCCUCUCGGAGAUCCACGCGCCAGCGGUUCGUGAUCUCCUCAAUAUUGUUCUCCUAACCGGGACCAUGGCUUUGGAGAUUUUCAUCAUCUUUUUCCUUCAAUUCUUCGUUUUCUAGUCCUUUUUAGAAUUUACUUCUCUCUACUCCUUUUUUUUUUAUAAAUUUUUGCUUCUUUUUGUGUUGUUUUGCCUGCUUUACUAACUUGGAGACUUGGGAUAUCUGGCUAUUUUCAUGAUUGCCCUUGGAGCGCAAUGACGCAUUUCUUCUGAGCCUUCGGUUUUUUUUUCCUUUGCCUUUACAAGUUUCAUUAAUUUUCGAAUUCAGCUCACACCAAAAAAGAGAAGAAAAUAUUAAUUUUCAAAAAAGGAGCUUUUCUCCGUGAAGCAUAUUUGACAACUAAAUUAGGCCUUUUUAGACUGAAUUGUUUUGUUUCUUUCGAUUGCUCCUGUAAAUUUGUCUCUUUAGAGCCUUUUUCUUCGCAUUUUUAUUCUUUUUUUUCCUUCAAAAAGGGGAGGUUUUUUUUCUCAAAAGGCCUGUGUAAGUUCUGAAAGACUUUCUCAAAAAGAAGUACUUCGCUCAAAAGUAUGGGUUUUGAAUGUUCCUACUGAUUUUUCUUCCCCGAGAAGGAAGUCUUUUAGCUCAACAAAACGACAAGUUUGUUGACGAGUGUCUGUGACACAUGAAUGUAUUAGAUGUAUUACAAAUUAGGUGUCGGACGCAUUUGCAAUAGGAUAUAUAUUCAGGCCUAGUUUCUGUCGCUUUUUCCUCUUUUUUUGCCUUUUUUGUUCGUUGUCCGUUUCGAUUUUCAUCAUCUUUGAAACGUGUCGCGGCUCUCUUUGUGUGCUCCUUUCGGCUUCGACUAAUGGCUCUCCAAUUUUUUUCACGCCCCACGUGCUCUUCCGGUGUGCACCCACGCCUUCUCACCUUUUUUGACACCUUAGGCCCUUUUGGAAUUGUAAACCAAAAUAGACGAUGGGACGAAAAAUGGAUAUAGCCGCUUUUUUAUUAGAAAACUUUCUUCAUUCUUUUAGGAUUUUUGAUCACCUUUUGAGGGCGAUUUUUUUUCAGAUCUGUUAUGACCUGAAAAACAAUUUCUCACGUUCUCCACGUUAACACGGUCUCCUCAGAACUUUGGCGAGUUUUCCAUAUCCGAGUUUUUUCCUCCAUUUUCAUUUCGAACUCCAUCGAAAUGGAUUAUAAUGACAGAAAAAAGGUAAAAUUCCUCAACUAUGCAUUCAUCAAAAAAUUGAACUAAAAAUCAGAGAAUCUUUUUGAAAAAACAAAUGGCGGUAAUUGAAAACCGCUUCUGUCGUAGCACCUUCGUUUCAGAGUUUUUGGCCACGCCCCUCAAAAUUUUCUCUCUGACUCCAAAUUUCCAUCCAUAACUUGAUUUUUCAUCGUGUACUCUUGUCCAGGAAAAACCUCGGACCUUGUUUCGAAAAUUGAGUUUGCGACACGCUUCGCUUCACAUACACACACGUAUUCGUUCUGCCCACUCGUGUUUCCUCUUUUUUUUUUCCUUUUUUUUGGAUUCAGGUGGUUGGAAAUUUGAGAAAAUGUCGGGAAACGAUACAUCUCUAAGCGUUUCUUGGCUCAAAUUCGUAUAAGUAUCAAUUUUUCCAGAGAGAGGAAGCCUUGCGUAGGUGUAGGAUAACUAAAAAAAAUUGAGAAUCGUGAGGUUGACUUGAGCAAUACUUUCAAAAGAUUUUCUGGUUGUCAUAAGUUAUACAAAAAUUUCAUCUUCUUAUUGGUUUAAAAAAAUUUAUAUUUUAGCCUGGUUUCUAUUAGGGUAUACAAGUCAGUUCCUUUAGAAUAGCCCAAGUUUAUCUUUUUUAGCCAAUUUUUGACUCAAAACUAGCAAAAUUGGCCAGAAAUUGAGGAAAUUAAGGAAGUUUUAUAUACUUCAUUCAUUGAAUAUUUUUGAAUUUCGAAAUGCAACUAUACCCCGACGAGCUUCGUGAAUGAACUAAAGAACCAAUUACGCUUAUUUUUCGCUGGAAGAAAAAAAGAAAGGCAAUUGGCUCGAUUAUAAGGCCUUUUUCUACUUCUUCUCAACCUUCUACGAGCGCUGUUUUCAUUAGUUUUUUCACGGAAGCCGCUUUUUCCUGAGCCUUUUUCCUUUCUUUUUCUCUCACUAGGUCAAAUUUUCUUGCGAAGGAAAUUCGAUUUGGCUUCGUGACAGCGGGAAGCUUUUCGGUGUUGACCGGGCUGAUUUCGGUCAAAAAAACUGGGUUAAAAAUUUGGAAAAAAAUUAUUAACUUUUUUUUCAAAUUGCUACAUGUUUUUCACUAUAUAUCUCAAGUUUCUGUCCUUUUUCGCUUGAGAACUUUAAAAAUAUAUUUCGAGGUCUUGGCAAUUGGAAAAAAAAUGUUAUAUCCUUUUUCAAAUUUCAUGUAUAUGACAAGCAGGUGCAAUAAUUUCUCAUUUUUCUCACAUUGAAAUGUUUUUGGGGGCUUUUUCAACUUUCUGAACGUUUUUCCCUCAUUCCAGAAACGUGAAUUAUUAAAAUCUCGUCCUUCUGGACCAACUUCUAGUCUUAAUCAAUCUAGAUGUUUUCAUGGAGUAAUCACUCGUUUUUUUAAAAUUUUUUAAAAUCAAAACAGCUUCAAACGCUUUUUUUUCUCAAGCUUACUGUCUUUCAUGAAGUAUAAAAACGAUUUGGGUUUGUAAAAUAUUUUUAACUUGUAGAAAAAUACGUUAUACACUUGUCAUACUAUCUAUAAAAGAUAGAACUUUGUUAAUUUCGACGUGAUUCACGUUUUUUUUUUCUUUUUUUCUCCACUACAAUAUCAAGGACUGUCUUUUCCUCAUAUAUCUUGAAUGUUGAUUAAUGAGUACUCGAUAAAUAUAAUUCCAGAAUAUGGGGACCGUCGAGGUGCAGACGGUGACUGUCGCCUUGAGAAGUACGGUAGAUACGGCGGCGCCUGUCGUCGUCGAGAUGCAACGCGAAAACUCUUUGCCUGUUGAUGAGCCGGCUGGGGAUGCCGAAAUCACUGUGAGCCAGUUAUUUAUACAGAUUCCCAGUAACAUUGCUUUCAUUUCGAUCAUAUUAUUUUCAAAAAAGGCAAGUCCUUGCAUGAUCUAAAGCGAGCUUGUGCGUCAGGUUGGGCCGCCUGCGCCGGGUUUUGGGGCUCUUUUUUUUAGUUUUUAGCUUGAAAACUCGCUAAUAAGUCUUCUUAAAGGAUAUAAGAUAUAAAAAAGUAGGACGAAGAGGAGCAUACGAGAAGACGAAGGAAUUUUUUUUUAAUAUUAGAGAGUGAAGCUUUUCGAAAUUUUUUUCUGUAAAAACUGAAAGAUUAGUUUAAUUUAUUUGCAGUCUUUGAAGGUCUCGUGAACUUUUCCUCGAGACUUUUUUCAACCAUAAAAAGUUGCAAAAAUAAAGGUUGAUCUGUGAAUCAUAAUUAUCGAUACCUUUUCAGGUACAUCCACUGAGUCCAUCGAGUGUCUUCGAUGCCCGUGGGCCGGCGUCACCUCCUACUCCGCCUCCGCUUUUAGGUAUUUUCUUUUUUAGAAUAUCUACUAAGCUAUGUUUUUGCAGAAGACGUCGUGGCGGAGCCGGAAGAUCCGGUGGAAAGAGCGGUGAACGAACUUGUCACCCAGGCCUUCCAGGAGCUUCUCCAUCCCGAAUCUUGA